CGUCACUCUCGACUACAUCUGCAGGUGUAAUAGCACCCACUAUUUGGGGGUUACUUAUUAGGCCCGCGUAGGGAAUGAUGGCCCAAUCUCCCUCUUCCAUCUAUGGAAAAAUCAUGUGCCCCAACAGUGGGAACAUUAAAAGGUUGCUGGUGAUAAUUCAAAGUAAGUGUUAUUAGAAAAAAAUAUUGGGUGGAGAAUCUCCAUCUUAUAAAAGACCCCGAUGAAAAACUUUACCUUUUGGUGAAAUUGUAUUUCUUUUGGUGUGUAAGGAUUGCGAAACACUGUAGAGUAAGGGAAGACUAAAUCCAUUCCAGCCAGUUCUGUAUGGCUGAAGCAACACAUUAUUUUACUACAUGAGCUUUCUUUGCCAGGUAUUAUGUACAGUUUACAAUCUUAAGACUAGAGACAGUCUAGUCUUAAGAUUGUAAAUUGUACGAACAGCCCACUUUUGCAGCACAAAAACAGUUUGAAUGUCGGCAGCAGUUCCCCGUUCUUUAAGAGAAAAAUUUAAAGAAAUCGAUAUAAUGACUGUUGUUUCUCAGUACAUUUAUGAAAAUUUAAUGUAUGUUUGAAAAAUAUUACAUUAUUUCCUAUAAAUAGUGAUAAGCACACGCUUAAUACUAGAAAUAAAAAUAAAUUAACUGUACCAAUUACAAGGCUCCACAACAACAAUAAUUCAUUUAAAGGUCUUUGUUUUCGCUUCUAUUCUACAAUAUAGUCCCUAGUAAUAUCCAGAAAUUAAGCAUCAAUAAAUUUAAAGCUACUAUUAUAAGACUUUUUAUUAAUAAAGCCUACUAUAAGGUGUCCGAUUAUAUUUCAGCCAAAAAUGCUUGGCUUGGGUUUAAACUGUUCCAGUUGUUCCGGCAGGUUUUUUCUAUAAUUAUGAUGAAGAUGAUAUGAUUUUGUAUUGACACCGUAACAAUAUAAUAUUUUGGUAAUAGGGUUACGUAAUUAUUUAACGCUGUGAAGUGUAUUUCGCCAGUUUUUCUCCACAGUUAAGAAAAUGUCCUUAACUGGUGGUAAAAAAAAUAUGGACGAUUCAAAAGAGUUUUAUUAUUCAUCCAAUUUGAAUAAAGAUUUGUUGACUUUGACUUUUAAUUCAAUAUCAAAUUCGGCUUUAUAACAAUAUCUUUAUUCAUGAACUUCGAUACUUAUAUAUAUCAUAACUUAAUAUCAAGUAAAUUCAAUGACGAAUUAUUUAAUAUUGGAAUCAUAAUCAAGAUUUAUUCAAUUUGACAAGUCUUAUUUAAUAUUUUUAUUUUGAAGUUAAAUCAUUUUACACAAUGUUCCUCUAAUAGCUUGAUUACUUAUUCAUCAUCAUCAGGUCGCAUUAGUCCACUGCUGGACAUAGGCCUCCCCAUAGCACGCCAUUGAUUUCUCCUCAUUCAAUCAUUACCUGCUGCUUUUCGGAUGUCGUCACUCCAUCUAGUCUCAGGACGGCCCACACUACGUUUGCCGAUUGGCGGUCUCCACUCCAGGACUCGUCUGCCCAUAAAUGACCAGCUUCUUCAGCUUGCUUACCCGUUGAGCUAUGUCUGUAACUUUAGGCCGUAUACAGAAAGAAAGCUGGAAUCCGACCAGCGCUUAUCAGCGCUUGUCGGCGCUAGUCGGCUACCGGUCGGGUUACCGGUAACCGGCGCAAGCACUUCUAUGGACCAGUGCCGAUAAGCACCGAUAAGCGCCGAUAAGCGCCGACAAGCGCCGACACGCGCUGGUCAGCGCUGGCACCGCCCUUUGAAAUUAAUGAACAACUAGGCUUCAUUCUGCUUCCUUUAUGUCCCUUCCAGCUUUCUUUGCGUAUACGGCUUUAGCGGCCACGUUUCGACUCCGUACGUUAUCACCGGCAAGACGCACUGGGCUUAUUAACUGAACGAUAACCUAGGUUCAUAUGUAACAAACGUUUGUAAACGAAACAUAAAUGAGCCGAAUACAAUAGACAAUCAGGAUACAUUAUGAAAUUGAAUGUUAUACCAGAUACAAUACAUUAUUUUACCUUACUUACCUAUACUUGACAUAUUCGUCGAUGAAUUUGUCGAUCAUUAGCAAUUUAAUUAAUGUUAGCAAUAAGGGAAUAAUCGUUAAAGAGAUAAUUUAUUCUCUGAAUUUAUUAACCUACGACCCCGCAGGUCCGUAUAAAAUACAACUGAAAAUAAAAUGCGUCUUAAUGCCUGUUACGACUCAGUCGGUGAGUGAUGUGAUCUAUUUUUAUUCUAGUUAUUUCUUUUAUGUUUUUAUUAUUCAAUACGCCUGAAAGUAUACUUGUUACAGAUGGCUGAAUUCAAUUUUUUUAUGUAAUUAACAUAAUGUUAAGUUUACCAUAAUGAAAUAUUUUAUAUUUGGUAAAAUCUAAACGCGAAUUCCCUAUUCGCUUUCAUACAUUUAUAUGUAUAUUAUUUUAUUUAUGUAUGUAUCUUAUCGGUUUCAUAUAUUUACUUUAUGGUUAGAGACAUAUUUACGUGUCGUGUCGUGUCGACGCUCUUACCUCUCUCUGUCACUCUAACCCAUAAUAAAUGUAGGAAACUGACGCCACGAUACUUUUAUAUGUUUCUGACUUUAGCAAUUGUAAUGCCACCACAAGUAGACCCGAUCCCCAGCGGGGUCGUGUUCGAGACAGAAACUCAGACGCCGGAUUUGGGGCUCGCCUCCGACGUCUCCAAGUUGAAACAGGCCGCCCAGAAAAAAUACGAGUACGUGUAUUUCAACAUAGUGUGGUUCCUGUUUCUACACACCGUAUCGCUGUAUGGACUGUACCUUGCGUUCACGUCCGCCAAAUGGCAGACAAACCUUUUUGCAUGCGCGAUGCACUUGGCAUGUGCCAUCGGCGUCGGUGCUGGAUCUCAUCGCCUCUGGACGCACAGAGGCUACAAAGCCCGCACGCCUCUUCGGAUUCUACUCAUGAUCUGGCAAACUGCGGCGUUUCAGGAUUGCAUCUUUGAAUGGGCGCGCGAUCACCGCACCCAUCACAAGUACGCAGACACAGACGCCGACCCUCACAACUCUGUCAGAGGGUUGUUUUUCUCUCACUGCGGCUGGUUGUGCUGCAAGAAGAGCCCCGAAGUCAUCGAAGGUGGGAAGAGGAUAGACGUCACGGACCUCUAUGAAGACCCUGUUGUCAUGUUCCAGAAGAAGCAUUAUAUGAAGAUGAUGCCAAUUUUAUGCUUCGUGCUGCCCACCGUCAUUCCGGUGUACUUCUGGGGUGAAACUUGGAUGAACGCGUUCUGUAUACCCACCAUCUUACGCUACACCUUCGGCAUCAAUGUAGUGUGGUCCAUCAACAGCUUCGCGCAUCACUAUGGAUUCCGACCGUAUGAUAAGUCCUUAAACCCGCGAGAUAACGUAGCCAUAUGGCUAUUCUGCUUGGAGGGCUUCCACAACUACCAUCACGCCUUUCCCUGGGACUAUCGCGCGACCGAACACUCGUUUUACAACAUGCUUACGCCCACGGUGGUCUUCAUUGACUUAAUGGCUAAGAUUGGCCAAGCUUACGACCUGAAGAGUGUGUCCCCGAAUAUUAUAAAGCAACGAGCACAUCGCACAGGAGACGGAACGCACAACCUGUGGGGAUGGGAUGACCCCGAGUUUACAGAGAAACUGAAGACACAAUACAGCAUCAUAAGUAAUGCUGAGAAAAAACUUGAAUAAAUACUUACUACCAAAUAAGACUAUAAACUUUUUAAUAGAUUUGUGUAAGACUAUAAUAGAGAUUUAAGAUUAGAAGUAAUUUUUAAAGAUUGUAUUGGUUAUACUAUAUUGGUGUCCCAAUAAUUCCAAGCUGAUGUCGGAGGAAAGAAAUAACAUUUUAUGUCUGAAACCCUGUCGUAGAAGAAAAAGCACCUUAGCACCGCCAAACUCGGUGGCUUUACCAAUGACUAAGAAAAAUAUUCAGAGCUGAUCGUUGAUCUUCACUAGUUAGAAAGGUAUUCUUAGAAGUAGUGUGAUAAAGAAAGUACUCCACUAACUCGAUUCCGUGUACUGAGAUAAUGUAAUAACCAGUUCAUAUUUAUUUGUAUUUUUUUUAAUUAUUUAUUUAUUUAGAGGCUUCCAUUCACUGAAUAUGCCAGUCUCAUCAUACCCUAACCAAGAUUUACAAAGAAAUAAUUAAUCUACAUCGGAGAGAGCGUGCUCUUCUUCCUAGCGAAAACCAGUUCAAACUAACUUAUAUAAGUAUAAUGUUUGGUUAGUUCAUUACAUCUGCAGAUUUCUAAAUCAUGUAUAUUUACACUUUUGGGAGUUGAAGGGGCUUAAUCCAGACUCAUAUGUAAAUAAAUAAAUAAUUAUUUUGAUCUACUUGUUUUAUUUUGAUUCUUAGGUACUGUAUAAUAUUUGCUGCGGUUUUCUGAUACUUAUUCCGUACCCAAAGGGUCAAAACGGAACCCUAUUACACGUCCGUCCAUUAGCGGGCUGUUAGCAAGUGGGUGCCAUGAACCGUAAUAAGUAGUUAGACAGUUGAAAUUUUUACAUAAUGUGUGUCUGUGUGUGUUCCAUUGGAUGAAAUAAAAAUUAGAUUAUUUGUUUCUUAGGUUUUCACGCACAUCACUCAUUAAAUAAAACACGUUUCAACGAAUAAGAUGUACUUAUUUUAUUUGUUCAUUGACGUUUCGCAGCCUUUUCAGGUCAGCGUCGUCAGACUAAUGAUUUUAUUUACUUUGUCGAGCUACCUUCGAAAGACUUUUUAUUGAGCGUUCGGAUAUUUCAUUGGAAGAUUUUAAAGUUUUAUUGUGUAUGCACGAAUUUAUUAUCUAAUUUAAUUAAAAAGUACUUUAUUUAAAAUUCUU
This is a messenger RNA of Chilo suppressalis (striped riceborer), 4775 nucleotides long. The record is from the annotation of a GenBank genome assembly. NCBI's taxonomy places the organism in Eukaryota, Metazoa, Arthropoda, Insecta, Lepidoptera, Crambidae.